AUGGUAGAAACCCGAACUUCUCAACAUACCGGUCACCAAACCAGAAGCCGCUCAUCAGAAACCAACCGAGCCACCGGCCUUACCCAAUCAUCCACCCAAGCUGGCCUAGGCCCACGUGGGGCGCAAGGUGUUGGAGCUCGUCGACAAGGUCGACCUAGUCGAGGGGGUCAAGCCGGUCGAGGCGGUCAAGCUGGUCGAGGUGGUCAACCUGGUGGAGCGAGUCCGGCAGGUCGAGGAGGUGGAGCUAGUCAUGGAGGUCGAGCUGGUCGCGGAGGUCGAGCUGGUCGUGGAGGCCGAGCCAGUCGUGGAGGACGAGGUGCCAGUCCUGGACGCGGAGGCUCCAGAAGGGCCAGUGCCUUUGGCAGUGCUGCCCAGCAGGGGUGGGCAGGCAAUUCUGACAGCGGGUCUGACUCCGAAAGUGCAGGAAAAAACCUACGAGAGGAUACUCCAUGGGAUAAUGGCCGUGAAGAGAAUGCAAGCCCUUCAAGUAACGGUUCUGACCCUUGUGAUGAACUGACCCUGGAGAAUUAUGAAAGCCGCCUUGACCUCUGGACCGAAAGGCAACUACGAGAAGUCCUGGGACGACAAACGGGCCAAAGCAAUUGCAUCCCUGCUGAAAUCCAAGAGGCCCUGCAAUACCACAAAAUGAACUACAACAAAAUCAAGCUGAUGUUAGCCUUGAUCGGUAAUGUCUCAGUCCAAACGGUCAACUCAUUUCAGGGGGAAGAUCGUCCAUCACGCCAAAAAAGCAAUUGGAAUCGAUUUGUUGCCUUCAGCAAAGAGAGUGCGGAAACCCCUAUGCCACCUAAGGGCUCGGCUCAUGGAUGGGAUGAACGGAAUGGCCACCUUGGUGCAGUGUGGCAGGCGAUGCCACCUGAAGACCAAUUGGUUUUUGACGCGAGGAUUUUCCGACAUUUUUCUAAAAUACCGAUUCCGUACGACGGAGAAGACGAAGAAGAAGAUGAGCCAAACAAUAACUCACCUACCCAAAUUCUGUCACCUGAAGAAGAGGCGUAUUUUGAAACAACAUAUAACGAACUCGUGAAUCACGAAAAGGUAGCCAUGGUCCUCCAACGGGCGAUUGAAGAUGGUGAUAGAUCUGAAAUAGAAAACCAAGUGUCACGCCACAUCACUCGCAUCAAUUCAGAGGUCAGCCAUAUUCCUGUCCAACUCCACAUUAACAUAUGGCUAAUGAAGAACAGUGAAAAACAGCUUUAUACUGUAUCGACAGCCUACAACUUGACCUACUACCUCCUCACUGCCACACGAUUCCCUGGGGCAGGCAGUUUUUGCCGGGAGCUAUCGAACGAUCCUACUUGGCUUCAAGUGGUGAGGGAUCAAUGGACCGCCAAGGCAGUUUUCGAAGCUUACAGCCAAGGAAGACAAAUUCAACAAGUUGUUGAAGACCUCACUGGCACAGGGGAUGAAGAAUCUUCUGUUGGAAAACCAUCGGACAUCGUACGGACCAAUUUACGGCACAAACUGAACCAAUUACUUGGUGAAGCUCUUGGGGUCGAUAAUGUUGUCUUUCCAAAACAAAAAGACCCGGUGGGCAGGUUAGCUCGAAGGUAUCCAUACCUGACUGUUGUUCAGACCGAAGAAGCUACCCUCAGCAGACAAGAAUUAGAUAUGGGAGCUGAUCAUAUCAUCACCAGCAUCCGACGCAAAUGGCUAUCAGAUAUUGAGACUGGCGCUUUCCAGAUUGUUCAUGUUUAA
Messenger RNA from Puccinia graminis f. sp. tritici CRL 75-36-700-3, 1716 nucleotides. RefSeq lists its product as uncharacterized. The transcript is spliced from 4 exons. Gene Ontology annotation, biological process: regulation of release of sequestered calcium ion into cytosol. Bases 1 to 1716 code for a protein of 571 amino acids. Gene Ontology annotation, molecular function: calcium ion binding. Lineage: Eukaryota; Fungi; Basidiomycota; Pucciniomycetes; Pucciniales; Pucciniaceae. The record is from RefSeq and is a predicted model, not a curated record. Gene Ontology annotation, cellular component: sarcoplasmic reticulum lumen.